Messenger RNA from Spirometra erinaceieuropaei, 10420 nucleotides. Lineage: Eukaryota; Metazoa; Platyhelminthes; Cestoda; Diphyllobothriidea; Diphyllobothriidae. The record is from the annotation of a GenBank genome assembly.
AUGGCCGAACUGAACCUGGCAAUUUUCAGCUGUGGCGUUCAACAGGGUUGUGUCCUGUCGCCCGUUCUCUUCAACUACACCGUCAAUUGGAUUCUGGGGAACGUCCUGCACGAAGUUGACGGUGUCGAGUUUGUAUCCAGCCGCCAGCAGACUGAUCCCGACUACGCUGAUGAUAUAUCUUUACUACCAAAGGCAUUGGCCAAUCUACAGUCUAUGGUAUCACGGGUGAAUGAGAUCGCUGAAUCUGUCAGUUUAUCCACAAACGUUGGGAACACUUAAGUGUUUUUGAGCUGCACCCAUGACCAGGAGAGGGCGCCUCUCGAGAUUAAUGGCUGUCAGCUUGAAGGUGUAAGCCGCCUCAAAUACCUCGGGACAAGGCUUUUGCCAACUUGACAGAGUAAGGAUGACAUUGUUUCCCGAAUCGAUGCCGCCCUCCGGGUUUUCUCAAGGCUUAGAAAAUCUGCGUGUACCGUGCGUUUGCCCAUUCUGUCCUUCUGUACCUUUGUGAAUGCUGGGCCGAGCGCGUGGAAGAUGAGCGAAGACUGGAGGUACUUAGUCACCACUACUCGAGGACCAUCCCCCGAAUGAAGUACACCGACUUCGUCUCAAAUGAGACAGUUCUCAUUUGCUGCAACAAAAUCGUGAAGUUAACUUAGACCAUUCAAGAAAGACGACUGUGUUGGUUUGGGCACGUUCUUUGUCGUCCACUUCAGGAGCUCAGUGUUGCUGCCAUCGACCCGGCACGGUUACCCACCUAGAGGCAUCGAAGAGGGGGUCUAUUCAAAACCUACCUUGGCAUAGUCAGUCGCGACUUGAAAGUGGUUCUCGGACCCUUAGUAUUUGGGCUCCGUCGCUGGCAAAGAGAAUUGAUCGAGCUGUCCAGCUCUGUUGCCACGGACCGUCACGCGUGGUGAAGUUCGAUCCGUGACAGCAUCGAAGCCGGCUAGAUCUGACAUGACCGCAGCAGUACCAAGUUUAAGUAGAAUUAAUAGGCUCCAUGGUCUAUGAUGCUCAAGAACACCGCUAUAUUGGAUUUCGCAGAAAUGAGCCUUUAUAUAAAAAACGCAUUUAAGGAGGCCAUAAAAGUGCGGUCCUCGUUAUCAUGCCGGCAGGCACUCUUUGAGUUCAUUUCCGUGCAUUUAACAGGUCACCUGUAUCAAGCAAGAGCGGAUUUAUAGAUAAAGGAGACGUAACUGGAAAGUCUGGACAAACUCGAUGAAGUUGGAAAAUAAGGGGAAUUUGGGCGGGUAGUUUUGAGUCUCCCGCUUAUGCCUGUUAUACAGAAAGUUUGGAUGUACACUUGAGUGUCGAGAUUUACUAGGUCUGUUGAGAACACGAAAGGCUUCAGAAAUAGAUGUUAGUCAAUCAUUAGCUGCAUCGUGUCCAUGCCGCAUGUCAGGGCUCUCAGCAAAGUCGUCAUGUGUUUCCGAAUUAUUCACUUGCUUUCGGGGAAGUUUUGUGAAAACCCCGUUGCUUUUAUUACGCUGUAAUUCUACUUAUUUGGUACGGUUGCGGUCAUGCCGGAUUUAGCCGGCCUCGAUGAUGUCCCAAACUGUAUCUCUCGAUGCGUGACAAUCCUCGGCAGCAGAUCUGGACAGUUCAACCCAUUUUCUUCGCCAACGACGGGGACUGAACGUCGAAGGCCCAAGAACCACCUCCAUGUCUUGACAGACUAUGUUGAGCCAGGUUUUGAAUUUACUCCCUCUUCGAUCCCUUCAAUGGGGUAAAGGUACCGAAUCGAAGACAGUAACACAGAGCUCCUGAGAUGGAUGAUGAAGAACAUGCCCAAACCACCUUAGUUGUCUUUCGUGGAUGGCCUGGGUUAUCCUUGCGAUGUCGCAGCGAGCGCGGACUAUCUCAUUUGAGACGAAGUCGGCGUGCCUCACUUGAAGGCUGGCCCACAGCCAAUGGUGGUCAAAUACCUCUAGUUUUCGCUCUUCCACGCGCACAGCCCAGCAUUCAGGGGACAGACCGGCCAGAUGAACGGUACACGCGAAUCUUAGUGGCGGUGGAGACGUCGCGCCGGGUCCAUAGGCAUUUUCUAAGGCUUGGGAAAACCCGUCGGCAGCAUCAAUUCAGGAGAUAAUUUCAUUCUUACUCUGGCCAUUCGGCUGCAGCCUCGUCCCGAGGUAUUUAAAACUGUCAACUUCUUGCAGUUGGCAGCCAAUAAUCCCGAGCGGUGUCGUCUUGUCAGGGAUGCAGCUUGAAAACACUUUAGUCUUCCCAGCGUUCAUGGAUAAACCGGCCGAUUUAGCGACCUCGUUCACCCGUGACACCAUAGACAGCAGAUUACCAAAAAUUGAAGCGAGUAAGGCAAUACCAUCGGCAUAGUUGAGAUCAUUCAGUCGGUGUCCGGAUGCAAAUUCAACAUCAUCUUCGUGUAGGGCCCUCCCGAGAAUCUGGCCAAUAGCGUAAUUGAACAGAAUGGGCAUCAGAACACAACUCUGUCGAACGUCAGAUUGAAUACCAAACGGUUGGGAGAGAUUGCUGUGGACCAGGACCCGCGCAGUGCUGGAGCGGUAAUAGGCCUUGAUCACGACGAUGAUUUUUGGCGGUACACCAUCUAGUAUCAUUAUUCGCCACAGGUACUCACGAUGAAUGGAAUCGAACGCAGCGGCAAAGUUUAUGAAGCAGACGGCCGUCGAUUGCUGGUAGUUAUGGCGAAAUUCGAGAAUGCGCCUCAGCGUGAAAACCUGGUCCGCACAUCCACGUCCAGCACGAAACCCGGCUUGGUUGGACCUCGUCCUAGAGUCGCGGACAGCCUGGAAUCAUCUGAGUAGGACACUAGCGAAGAUCUUCACAGCAACGUCAGUGGGGUUUAUGCUGCGGUAGUUCUCGUAUCUUGUGCAUGCACAGAGACAAAGGAUAUGUUCACGAGGUGACCCUUCAGUCGCACGUAGGCCAUCCGGUCAUUGACUGGUUCCCAAGCAAGUAACGUGAGGUCCGCUUGUUGCGAGAGGGCGGUAGCCACACUGUGUCUGCCAGAAGAGUCGCGUGGGCCGCUGUGUGAUUCAGCUCCAGGGAUCUUUAUUUCUUUAGAUCCUCAGCCAGGAAGUUGAACUCCAGACAGAGCAGAGAUCCACGUUGUACUGAUUAAGGCUUCGCGCGUUCAGACUUUGGGUACCAGGGUUCAGGGGCGUUCGCACAUCCCAGCAUCCAGUACCUAGACUCCGUCCCCGAUUGAGUAGUACAGCUCGCAUACUAUUCGCCCGCACCGCCGGACCAAGGUUGCGGAGCGCGUAGGUUCCCGCGGACGCCGUAGCAUGGGUCGUAAUACUGCAUUCAGUCAUAUUUCAUGAGGUUUCUUGGGGAUUUCGGAUAUAGGCUGGUCCCCAACAGCCGCUUAGAUUGUUUGUUCGAGGUUGUCUCCCCUAACGCCUUGGCUUAAAAGCCUAACCACAAGCCAGCGGUGGCAAGCAAACUUAUGUAAUGGCGGUUUACGGUCGCCCUGUCACAAUGCCGUCAUCGGUCUUUGCGGCCUUUUUAUAAGGCUUGCAGCGUGCCAGACCUCAGCCCCCUGUACCCUGGUAGCACUCGCUGCUGGUCCGCGACUGCCUAUUCGUCAGACGUGGAUCUGCUUAUUUUACCGCGAACCUUCAUUGAAGGCCGUUCCAUCAUCCGCCAUCUCUGGACGCACAGGGUAGCCAGCAGUUAGGCUAAGGGGCAACCCGUCUUCCCGCUGUGUAUAAACACUCCCAAUAAGUCAUACCCUUUUUUCAAUAUUGUGCCGAAAAUGAGGAUUUCGGUCAGUCAUUUUAGAUUGGUGUACAUAUAAAAAGGCAUAUAACAUUUCAACUAUUCCCAUGGACAUGAACGCAUACUCUUACCACUAUGUUCACCUUAUCUAGAAGCUUUUAGGGGGCGUUUUAAAGCCUGUGGAUUAAUCAGUUUAAGUCUAAAUGACGAGCUAAUCACAGACACAGGAACUCGGGAUUAAUUUUCGAUUUAAACGUUAAAGUUGUUUGACAAUCGUGAAAUUGUUGAUUCGCUAGAGUUGAAUAUAUUUUAAAGUCAUUUCCACACGCAUCGAAUCUCUUUCACAGGGCUGCUCUAGCGAAAUAGCAGCAGAAUAAGUUCACAUUUAUGCUAACAAAAUUGUGGAAGUAAAUAGUUGAAGUUGGUAUGAAGAGCAUCUCUUGAUAGUGCCUUUUUGAACAAUUUCUUACUUUUUCCUGUGCCUCCGGAUCACCUGAUGGCCACGAGCGGUCAGAAGCAUAAUGUAAGACAUAACGUACUUUAUAAAGUGGGCGAUCCUUACUAACACUACUAGUUGUCUGAGAGUCGAUUGCCCGGAAAAUUCGACCACCGCCCACAGGAUGGGCCCAACAACAGUGACUUGCACGCGAACUUGUUUAUAUUGAAACAGCCUUUGGCAGCCUGUGCCUCGCCUUUUCUCGCACCCAGUCUACUCCGCUGGCAGGAUGCAGUCAAUUCAGUCGGUGGUGAGGGUGGAUGCAGUGGCUGACAAGACCGGACAGCCCGUCUGCGCGUGUUACGCACGACCUAAUUCAGGAUUAAUGUACCAGGUCACUUUCAGGGAGUCUAAUAUCACAUAGGUGAAAGUGACUUGAAGAACACUUUAAGGAGGGGCGGUUGGAGCCCGACUUUUAUGAGUUUUUCCGAGUCAUUCCGUCAGUUUUCAACCUUCCAAACGACGACUCACCCCGCGUCUUUGUAGAUUCAAACGCACCAGUUUGGUUAUAGUGAGGAAAGCCCUGAUUUACUAUGAGAAUGGGUUCUCCAAUGUCGGCUUCACCGUCGCUACCUUCCCCGUGCGCCGAUGACGUUUCCGUUUCGGACUCGUUGUGUUUUAGUCAUGAUCUCACUUUGGAGACGCAUCGCACUCGUUUGUCUCAACAACCGUUCCGAUGUGACACCUUCCCGUACAAAGAAUUCGGAUGGUUGAAUUGGCCCAGUCAAUUGUCAUCGUGUCUGUCUACCGGAGACUUCAUUAUCAGGAUCAAUUUAGUGUACGUGAACUAGCAAGCGUUGAAUACAAAAUGGCAGAUCAUCCAGGACAGUUGUUUUGGGGUGUUCGCCCGUGUAUAUGCCUGUGGCCUAAGUACCGAUCACUUCUACGAGCUUUCCUGUAUGGUCUGAAACUUGGGUUCUUUCUUACCGCAGGAGUUUGUCAUUCCUUUCCCACUUCAACUUUUGUCUCAGCCUUAUUUCGUCUUAAUUUCUUCGGAGUGUCCGAAAUACUCCAACUUUAUUUGUUAUUUUCUAGUUGAAUUCAAUGCCCCAGGCAGACCUGGCCGCUCGUCUUACAAUGAACGGUUUGCCGGACGCUGUUGAUGUGGAAGGAUUGCAGGAGGCGGACAUAAUAAUUAUUGAGGUUGGCUUUCGUUCAAAUUUCGGUAAUAUCAAGCUGUAAAUACGAGCUCAAUCGUUGUAAUUUUACUAAGAUCGAAUGCGACGUUUGACUGCCUAGAUUGUCUUUUCUAGUUCAGUUUCUAUCUGGUUAGUGUACCAGUCUCAUAACUUUCGUGUAAAGGUUUCCGAAAGAAAUGAGUUUGACAGAGUGUACAUGUUCUUUCAGUCCGUGAGAUGUAAGUUUUUCUCUUCUCUUGCAACCCAAAAGUCCAACGGCUCCCCUUACACAUCUCCCUAACUUGAUGUAUGGUGAACUUUUGUCAUCCAAACAUGAACUACUCACUUUUUGGUGCCAGGGGGUUCUUAGAAUUCCAGGUUAUUGUUUGGACGCAAGAACUACAGCAGCUGGGCUAAUUCAUAAAAUUUUAACCGAAAUUCCGAAAUGCGUUUUUGUUUCGAAAAGAUUAAUUAAGUAGGGUUGUAAAACUAAUCAGCACGCAGCAUAAUUUUAUAAUAAUUGAUUUACCUCAGUAUGCCGGCUUUCGAAUGAACUUCUUUCCGGCUGCAUGCAAAAACUAUACUCUGUAAAAAGUGACCACUUGAGUAGUAUGCAUUUUUCUCAUUAAUUUUCGGUGCCCUUGGAAAUUCAAUUAUAUUUCAUGGAAAACUUUCAUAAAAUAUUCAUCCUUUUGCUCAGUCGGUAUAAAAGUACGUCUUCUUCCAAUUUUAUACUCGAAGGAGGAGUAUAAUUCGGUUUUCAAAAACUUUUCCGACUCUCGAAUAAUUUCGAACUCGACAUGCCGUUACACAUGCAUCCAGGGUUUCCAAACGACAAGCCGUAUGCUUUCCGCGUACGGGAAACCAUACAUUUCUCCAGGGUAAUAAGGGGAGACCAUAUAGGGUUCAUAUUGUUAACUUAACAAGCCGCAUUGGUAAAUGCAGAAACAUGGCGUUUUAUGAACGGCCAUUUCACGAUAUUAAAAAAUCUCACAAUUAUAAACUUUCGAAAACCGAAUUAUACCCAUCCGUCGAGCAUAAAAUUGGAAGAAGACACGCUUCUACCGAAUGGGCAAAAGAAUGAAUAUUUUUAUGCAUGUUUUCCAUGAAGUAUAAUUGAAUUUAUAAGGCCAUCGAAAAUCAAUGAGAAAAAUGCAUGCCACAUAAGUAGUCAUUUUUCACGGAGUAUAGUUACUGGAUGCAAGCGAAAAGAAGUUCAUUCGAAGGCCGGUAUCCUGAGGUAACUGAAUUAUUAUGGACUUAUGCUGCACGAUGACUAGUUUUACAACCCUACUUAAGUAAUCCUUUCGAACCGAAAAAGUAUUUCGGAAUUUCGGUUGGCACUUCAUUGCUUAGCUCACCUAUGGUACUAAAGCUAGCAUCUUAUUGAUUUUUCUUGCGCCCCUACAUUGCUUUUCCGCCAAUUUUGUCCACCAGCGGUGGCCUUUAGUCACCGUUUGGUCUAAAAGUUAUUUUUACCCCUAUAGUCAGUAUUUUGUAGUUUUGUGUCCUGCUAGCUCCCCCUCGCAAAAAUGAGAAGGUUCGCCACGCCGUUUGGGCUCAGUUGUGUUUUUGGUUUCACUUUUCUGUCCUGGAUAACAGCAUCACUCUGGGGGGUGCGCAUACCAUACUUGAUGUGUACAUUUAUUACCCCUUAUGCGUGCCGAAGGGCCUUUUCUUCAUAAUUAAUGAAAUUACUCAUGAAGGUUAUAAUAACUACUUGUUUAAUUACCAAAUGCAUACUUUCCUUUCAAACUUCAUAUGGUCAUCACCACAAACUUACCAGAUUAUUUAUUACAGCUGCUUCUUUAUACACGAUUCGCUGUCUUGUGGGUUGCUUCACUCGCUUUUUUCGUUCUUCCUAACCACAGUUUUCACCUUUAUUUUGCGUUUGAAACUUCUUCAGCAGAAGUUUUCCUCUAGUAUAACUGUCGUAGUUGCGUACUCAUGUACAAGUUUAAUAAACUGAAAUGCGCAAGGGCAGAACCUUUAAAACUGGAAAAUCGGUCGCGCCAUAAAUCGGGUUCCCAGAAUUUUCUUUAUGGUUACUAGAGCCAUGGAAUUUAUACCCACUGAACGUUUGCAGGGGUCCAUUUUCUCACGCCGACCGUCGCUUUAAAGCACCAGGAUUUGCCGUGUGCAAUCGGCUCACCGUCCUAGUUCCUUACAUAAUUGUUUACUCCUACGCUUCAGGCUGCUAUUUGAUCCGAAGGAGACUGACAACUUUUGCAGAAGCUUCAUACCACUUCUCUCUUCCAUGCGCAUCCAUUUACGUUCGAUAGGCUUCCCGUACUUAUCGUUAGUGUCUUCUGGGAGACCCACUUUCCCGAUUGACACGUCAGAUUGAUGCGCCCGUGUGUCCACGACAUCCAGUCAUUGCGACCGAAUUUAAUGGACCAGUACGUCCGCAUACCCUUUCUCUCCCUCUCCUCUCUACAGAACUCAUGUCUUCCCGGAAAAGUACGUCAAUAUCGGUUCAUUCGAUGGGGACUUCUGAAAUUUUUACCAGAUGCGCAGAAGGUAUAUGAGUACUGCGCACCUGUGCCUUUUAAGUGCAGAGAAUCGGAUCCUACUGGACGCAUCCUUUUCUAAGGGCCCCAUAAAUCAACAGUAAUGCGCUAAUUCAUAGAUUUUCGAUCUACUUUCUAUUGUCUGGGUUCCAUCAAUUUCAUAGCCUUGGAAGCAACCGAUCCCGUGUUUUUAUUAAGAACAACUGGUAGUUGCCGAUUGCAAGCCUGAAAUUAUGACUGACAGCUAAUCAAGUCAUCCAAGUGAUCGCUCAGAAGCCCCUAGACAAUUUUUCUGCACAGUUAUUGCGUUUUACCGCCUAACCUUAUUUAUCGCAGGGUGGUGAAUUUCAAUUAGACUAUGUGAGACUUUGGGUUUUCUUUUGAUCUUCGAGGAGUGGUCGUCAGAUUUCGUGAAGACCUUAGGAUUGUUUCCCAUGGGACAAGCCAAGUCUUGCCUAGUGAAUAAGCUAGUUUUCAUACCCAAUUGCAUUCUGCGUCGUCUUUUGAUCCUAAACUCAAAAAAACGCCCUCCAUUCUUUAUUCUUUCUAGGAAACUUGUCAUGAUUGUUUUUUGGUGUGCGCAGUUUUAGGCCUCCCUUUUAGACAAGUGUGACAAUCACUUCGUGUUUUGACGCAGUUGAAAAAGCAUUUUUUUCACGAGACCCCAAUGAGGCCUUUAUAAUUAGCUGUCUUCUAAGACGUGCGGCCUUUCUCACCGUACAUCCAGAGGUUCGUUUUCGGAAAGUAUAUUUAAAAAACAACGAGAGAGGCGAUAAAGGAACUACUCGACCCUUUUAACUAUUCAUAAUUCACGCUGCCAUGCAGGGAAGGUUUGUACUUCGGCUCCUACUAUUUUUAGGCGUUUUGUCUUUAAAAUUCAAACUGUGUUAUCCCGAUAUAUUUUCAAAAUAACCUUGUCUUUCUAGGUGGGUGACCUGGAUAACUCCUAUAGGGAGCACUUUGGAAGUGUGAACAAAGCCUACCCCAACGCCAAGGUGGCCCAUCUCGAGCUAGGUGGACAAUUUCCCUUCCUCAGCAGAGCCGAAGAAUUCGCCGCCUAUAUGGAGGUUAAUACAAUUUCGUUCUUGUCUACCUUCCUGUCUCACCUUUGUACCCUUAGGUAAACCAGAACACACUCAACUGUUCAACCGUCGUUGCCGACGGUGUCCACCGUCUGCCCCACAGCAGGGUGGACACAGGCACGAUGGCUUGCGCAUAAAUUAGUUCAUAGUGAUAGUGGACUUGCGCUGCACUUAUCGCACUCCCCCCCUCACCCCCUGGAUCCGGUGUCGCGAGAGUCAAGAAGACCGGAGGUGGGGUCGGGCGCAGCCUGCGCCCAGGUGUACCACCGUAUCCACAUGUAUGACAUUUGUUGUGGGUGCGUCGGCAAGUGAUGUGUGCCGUACCCUGGCAUAGCCCCCCUGUUGGUCCAGCGCAGUUACCAUGUGGCCCGUCGCUACAUUCUGCCGGAAAUUUUCAUCAAACACCAGACCAAUAAACCUCUUCCUCCACCGAUCACAUCUUCAUUUUCUGAGUCUUGUCAGUGUUUGAAAAUAGGUGAUUUCUUGUCCUCCUCGACAUUUUUGCCCAUUUCAGGCAGGCCCAGUAUUUUCAUAUAGGACAGUGGAUGUGUGUACGAAAUACACCAAUGGGUGUGGCUGCUACACGAAAUGUCCACCAUAUGAGGUUUCUCAUGUCUACCCGGAAUUCACUAACGGAUAUUAAUACUUCAGAAUGGGCCUAACCGAACACCGAAAGCGUACUUUUAUAUAUCCGAUUUUAUGAUAUGGUUAACGAUUGACCCUCCAUCGUGUCCGCGCACCGCCCCCCGACGUCGUAUGUUCUGUAUUUGCGGUUCUCAUGGAAAUGUUCGCAUGUAACUGAAAACAUAAUGACAUCCGAUUUUAAUAGCUGCUCAUUUUUUAUCAUGGCUUGUACUUUGUAGAUUACCUACCGCGGCCUAUAUGUUCGCCUCUGCGGUGUUUCGAUAUGAAUGAAUGACUGUCCGGGGUGCUACCACUGUCGUUUUAUAGUUGCAUCCAAUCUACUAGUCCGUUGGUGUUACGCCUCGCCUCGGCACAUUUGCCGGUACAUCUUUAUUCAGCUAAAUUAGUCAUGAGAGGGAGCGGCUAGUUCUGGUACCUGACGAGUGUUUUUAGCUUCUUUCAGAGCUCUGAAGCUAGAAGACGGGGGAACAUUGCUUUGGCCGUAGACAUAAAAUAUAAGUAAACCCGCAAAAAUAAGUCUGUGGACUUAUUCAGCGGUUAAAAACAGCCUUGUAUACCGUUACUUUGACUACCAGGACCGAAUAACAUUCGAGUUUAUUUAAUGGGCGACGUACUUAUUUUUCGUUUUACAUCUAAUCACGAAAAAAUGUAAUAAUAUCAGUAGCCACUUACUUUUUUGGUGAACUAUUGCCUGUUUAAGUUUUCCCCACGGCUACGACAUAAGCGACAUCUCGGUGGCUUGCUUACCGAUGUUUACGAUAAAUUACAGUUUAACUUACUUGCGGUCUGCAUUCCCAGAUGCACUAUGAAUCCUACCAUCAAACCCCGUUCUGUCCCACUGCCAAUGUUGACAUUGAUGGCGACCGCAUCUGA